Molecule: messenger RNA, 207 nt
Organism: Penicillium cataractarum
Lineage: Eukaryota; Fungi; Ascomycota; Eurotiomycetes; Eurotiales; Aspergillaceae
Exons: 2
Coding region: 1-207 (68 amino acids)
Source: RefSeq, a predicted model, not a curated record
AUGAUGAUCCCGUCUUGGUACCAUGCACCGUUCGGAACCUGGUUUCCUCGAGUCCAAUCGUCGUUUAGAUCGUCCCGCUUGGGCUUCCGGACCGGGAUUGCCCUGAGCGCUGAGUGGAUGCCGAUGCCCUGCUUUUUCGCCGAAGUGUCUCCGACACGCACUGGAGACUCCAUGGGGUUCCCCCAACCCAGCGUUGCGGAUGCGUAA